UUCUGAUCGACUCACUAGCUAUUAGACUACCUCUCUAGUUAACAAAAUUCAAGAGGGGGCCCGGUCACCACAGCCCUGCCCACCUGCAGUUAAUGGUCUUCUCCAAAUAUAAAUGCUCAAUCGAGCUAUUAUAACUCUUCUAAAUGGCUGAAGAAUUAGAAGUAGACUUUGAAUUUGUGAAGGCUAUCUACACCUUCACUGGUGAAGGCCCAGCAAUUCCUUUGCCGUUUGCCGAGUGCACAGUGGUGCUAGUAGCUGAGAGAACAGAUGAUGGGUGGUGCAGAGGCUUUUCUUGUGGCAAAGAGGGGUGGUUCCCGACCUCCUAUGUCAAGCCACUGGCCAACAGUGAGCUGAUACAGCGAGGUAUCAAACCCUCUGCCCUAGCUGCAGUGCUGCACUCAACAGAGUGGAUGGCCCUCGGGACUAAUGAGGACAAAGUCUACUACGUCAACACCUCCAACCAGACAACCACCUGGGACCUGCCAGUAGUGACUGCCCUUCCUACGGCUAUACCCUCUGAGCCCAUCCCCCCCACUGCAACCAAUGGGCACAAACACCAGCAUAUCGAGCCCUCUAAAGCACAAAAGCCCAAGAAACCAAAGUACAUUGUGGUAAAUGGAGUAACAUUCAUUGAGAACAUAGAUGACCAACUACCCUUAAAUCCCAAUGAGAUGAGUUAUGUGGAUCACUUCUGGGCGGACAAAGGAGAUCAGACGGGCUAUGACAUUAUUUUAGAAAAACACUUGAACGGCAAGUAUGCCAUGAAAGAUAUGGUGGAGUUCUUCAAAGAAAGAGCUGCCAUUGAGGAGCAAUACGCUAAGGCCUUGUUAAAGCUGUCCAAGUCAACACUGGCAGACAAUGAAGAAGGUACCAUUGGCAAAGCAUGGCAGUCGAUGAAGGCUGAGCUGAGACAUCGCUCAGAAGCUCAUGGAAAAUUUGUUGAGCAGCUUCAAAAGGAAAUGGAGAAACCACUGUUUGAAUUUAAAGAAUCACAGAAGAAGGGAAGAAAGGAGCAUCAACAGAUUAUGGACCGGUCACGUAAACAAGUUCAAGCGUUUGAUACCUCCAUUGAUAAGAUUAAAGGUGUUGUAUCAGGCAAGCCUCACAAAGUGAAAAGGCCUUCUUCUGACGUUGACCUCAAGAACAUUCUCAGAAGAAGAACAAGUGCUGGUAAUCCUGGGGAGGACCUACGGAAACUGGAGGAAAAUUAUAACCAGGCACAGGGGCAAUGGAUGGACAAUAUGAUUAGCGCUUGUGAUGACUAUGAGAAACAGGAGGAUGAACGAUCUACUUUCCUAAAGGGACACUUCUUGCAGUACAUUGGUAUCUGCUGUACAGUAGAUGAAGCCAGUGCUGAGUCAUUGUCAAGAGUAAAUGAUGCAGUGGACAGGAUUAACAGCAAGGCAGAUAGAGAGUUCUUUAUCAAGACAAAGGGAACUGGAACUACGAGACCAGUAGAUCGUGUCUUUGACUGAUAUGUCCACAUCCUUUUUAUAUCCCCUUAUCCCCUUUCUGUUCUUUGUUUUGUUUAUGGUGCAUAGCUUUGCUUAGUUUAAAUUGUCAUUAA
Molecule: messenger RNA, 1567 nt
Organism: Halichondria panicea
Lineage: Eukaryota; Metazoa; Porifera; Demospongiae; Suberitida; Halichondriidae
Product: growth arrest-specific protein 7-like
Exons: 16
Coding region: 144-1475 (443 amino acids)
Biological process (GO): neuron projection morphogenesis; actin filament polymerization
Cellular component (GO): cytoplasm; plasma membrane; actin filament
Molecular function (GO): actin filament binding
Source: RefSeq, a predicted model, not a curated record